CUUAGGGAGAAAUUUGAUAUCUAUACCAAAGUGCGUGAGAUCGGCUGUUGAGUGUAUCCAUAAAUUAUUAUAAGAUAAACAUAGAAGUUUUUAAACUUGUUAUGAAAUAGGUCUCCCUGCCUCAAGGUUAUAUCUUAUAUCCCUAAAGUGGUUUGAGUUGAGUUGAUACAAUGCGUUUUGCUGAAGUUUGAAUCUUCCAUCCAGAUCGAAGAUCGAAUUCAGUUUUAUUGAGAUAGUAUAAGUGGGUGGAAGCAGGAAGCUGAGAUGUCUGAAAGAGUAAAUUACAAAAGGCUUUGUGUCAGAUCCGACAAAGAUGGAUUCACGUAUCCAAAGACAAUAGCGAAAGAACGAGGAGAACUUUCGACAGUCAUUUCCAUUGCAAUUUGUCUUAUUCUAUUUUUGGUUGACUUAAUCCACAAUGAAAAUAGUUUUUGCGUAUUUGCAAUACAAUACACCACUGGAGUCGUGCUGACUAUAGUUUUGCAAUUGAUCUACCGAUUUAUUUUGAUGUGUGAAGAAAUGCGACAUUUAAUAUCACGUUACGAUAGAAACGUAUGGAUUUUGUUUAAGGACGUUUUGCAUUUUCCAAUUCCUGUUUAUAUGACAUUUUUUUUCGGUGUUAUAUACCUGGUAUAUAAUUACUCAUCUACAGCCUUUGAACUUUGGAACUCAAGUGUCACACUGCCUAGAAUUGUGUCCAUGUAUCUAAACAUGUACCUGUUGGGAAAACUUUUGAAAUUGGAUUCUGGCCCGCUUAACGACUCUCUAUGGAUAGCUGAGGAUAAUGGUUUGGAUUACGGCUCUGGAAUGGCAUAUUCCUUUUUCUUUGGAUAUCUAAAUCUAGUUCUUCCAAAAACAGGUAGAGAAGAUAAGCAUUUGAAAGAAAUCAUGGAAGACUACGAAGGUAGUAACGGCAUAACGUUUGCCGUACAUAAACUAUUUAUACUAAUACCGAAGUCAAUGAAAUGUUUCGUUAGUUUAAAGAACGAAUAUUCGCCAUCUGUGGAUGAAAGUAGAUCGUUAGAACAAAAAGUUAUGACAGUUGCUGGGGUUCAAAAUAGAGUAUAUAAAAACGCCGUUUAUAAGAUCAGUCCAAAGAAGAAUGAUUACAUUUAUGUCUCAGCAGAAUAUGCAACACCCUUGAAGACUUUUAAAGACGUUUUUGACAAUAGAGGACAACAUUCAGAAAAUUUCCACAAACAUAAGAAGGACAUUAUUUUACAGUUUUAUUUGACGCUUAAACGAGUAUUGGAACAAAAAGGACUUAACCAAUUUUGUGAACUGAUUUAUUAUGAAGAUUCUUAUCAAAAAGAUGGUGUUACCUGCUAUUACGAUGUGGGAAAAAUAAUUCACGAGAGAAUCAAGGGACUGAAAAAGUCACUCUAAUUAAGAUAGUUACCAGGAGUAGACUCCUUGCAUGCCGUUUUUUUAUCUUUUAUGUUGUGUUUUUUUUUAUAUUUUAUACAUAUAUUAUAACAUAGUUUUAAUAUUGCGAACUGAAAGAUCGAUCUGCAAUGUAACAUGUACAUUUUUCAAGAUAAAUAAAUUCAUUAUUUUGUGUUA
This is a messenger RNA of Diabrotica virgifera virgifera (western corn rootworm), 1563 nucleotides long. RefSeq names its product stimulator of interferon genes protein homolog (gene Sting). The transcript has 8 exons. Gene Ontology annotation, biological process: reticulophagy; autophagosome assembly; innate immune response. The record is from RefSeq and is a predicted model, not a curated record. Lineage: Eukaryota; Metazoa; Arthropoda; Insecta; Coleoptera; Chrysomelidae. Gene Ontology annotation, cellular component: endoplasmic reticulum membrane; autophagosome. Gene Ontology annotation, molecular function: cyclic-di-GMP binding; 2',3'-cyclic GMP-AMP binding. Bases 265 to 1386 code for a protein of 373 amino acids.